Messenger RNA from Rubroshorea leprosula, 1246 nucleotides. The record is from the annotation of a GenBank genome assembly. NCBI's taxonomy places the organism in Eukaryota, Viridiplantae, Streptophyta, Magnoliopsida, Malvales, Dipterocarpaceae.
AAUCCCUUUCACAUUCGUUUACGAAAUAUUCCCUACUCUCACUGGAUCAAUGAUGCUGUGCCUUAAAGCUCGCCCUCUGCUUUCCUCCCUAUUUUUCCUCACUUUCCGAGCACCCAAACACCUGAAAGGCACUGUCAGAUUUUCCAGCAAGGCCUCCGGGUCUCCCAUUACCAUGUCGAUUAUCGAGCAUGUGGUGCUGUUCAAGGUCAAAGAGGACACGGAGCCGUCGAAGGUCAAUGCCAUGCUCAACGGGCUGAAUGCUCUGGUCUCGCUGGACCAGGUCCUCCACCUCACCGCCGGGCCAAUCCUUCGGGUCAGAUCCUCGCUUUCCAACUUCACCCACGUGCUUCACAGCCGGUACAAGUCGAAAGAGGAUCUGGGUGCCUAUGGUUCUCACCCCGACCACCAGCGCGUGGUGAAGGAGAACGUGCUCCCCAUCUGCGAAGACGUUAUGGCCGUCGAUUGGGUCGCCGAUCAUGAUCCCAACCCCCUUGUCCCGCCACCUGGGUCUGCGGUCAAAGUCUCAUUCCUGAAACUAAAAGAGAACGUUGCCGAUGAAGCUAAAGGUGAGGUCUUGGGGGUAAUCAAAGGGAUUAAGGAGGGGGUUUCCGGGAUUCAGCAGAUUACCUGUGGGGAAAAUUUCUCUGAGAGAGCUAAGGGCUUUUCCAUUGCUUCAAUCGCGGUUUUCCCUGGGGUGCCGGAUAUGGAGGCGGCGGAGUCUAAUGAAGAGUUCGUGAGCAUCCAGAAGGAGAAGGUGAGGGAGUAUUUGGAUGGCGUCAUUGUUGUGGACUAUGUGAUUCCUUCAUCCUCCUCUUGAAGACAUUUUUAAGGAUCUAUCAAGUGAUUUGCAGAAACCGAUGGAUGAGUAUAUCAAGAAGAUUAAUGACCUCUACAAGCAGAAAGAGAAGAUAUGGAUGCCUGAAAGAAGUGUGGUGAUUAUCUUUUUACUAUUCUUUAGUGCUAUCCAAAUUUGUAAUGGUUAUGCAAGGAUUUUAGUGUUUCACAAGAAUAAAUCACAAAUGCAAAGAUGGUCAAAAUAUUGAACUUUGUGGAUGUUGUGCUGGAGAAUUCCAUCACUAUAAUAAUAGUCUAGACUAAGGUAGAGAAGAGAUUUCUUCAAUUUGAAGCACUGAUGGUUUUGCAUUACAAAUAUCUUUUGUUAUUUUCUCAUGUCUUAGUCUUUAAGUUUGUAUAAUGCCUCAUUAUGCUGCUUGGGCACGUACUUGGAAAUGUUUAACAUAAAUAG